Trichoderma reesei QM6a is the source of this 709-nucleotide messenger RNA. RefSeq lists its product as uncharacterized. The coding region runs from base 35 to 709 and encodes 224 amino acids. Gene Ontology annotation, molecular function: carbonate dehydratase activity; zinc ion binding. Gene Ontology annotation, cellular component: cytoplasm. Lineage: Eukaryota; Fungi; Ascomycota; Sordariomycetes; Hypocreales; Hypocreaceae. The record is from RefSeq and is a predicted model, not a curated record. Gene Ontology annotation, biological process: cellular response to carbon dioxide; cellular response to oxidative stress; carbon utilization. The transcript has a single exon.
AACAAACGCAAAGACACCCGCUCGUCUGCCCGGCAUGCCUGAACACGACCACGACGUUGAGCGCUACCUGCGCGAAAACCACCAGCGCCUCUUCGAGAACAACAGGAAAUGGGCUGCCGAGAGGCUCAAGCAGGACCCCGAGUUCUUCACUCGCCUGUCCGCCGGCCAGUCGCCCGAGUACCUCUGGAUCGGCUGCAGUGAUUCGCGCAUCCCCGCCGAGGCCAUCACGGGGCUCGGGGCCGGCGAGGCCUUUGUGCACCGCAACAUCGCCAACAUGGUCAUCAGCACCGACCUCAACGUCAUGAGCGUCAUCAACUACGCCGUGCGCCACCUCAAGGUCAAGCACAUUGUCGUCUGCGGCCACUACGGCUGCGGCGGUGUCAAGGCCGCCAUGACCCCCAAGGACAUGGGCCUGCUCAACCCGUGGCUGCGCAACAUUCGCGACGUCUACCGCCUCCACGAGAAGGAGCUGGAUGCCAUCCCCGACGAGAAGAAGCGCUACGACCGCCUGGUCGAGCUCAACGUCUUUGAGCAGUGCCGCAACGUCAUCAAGACGGCCGAUGUGCAGUACUCGUUUGAGCACAACCGUUAUCCCAUUGUCCACGGCUGGGUCUUUGGCUUCGAGGACGGCCUCAUCAAGGACCUCAACAUUGACAUGAGGAAGAUUCUUGCAGAUAUCCAGAAGAUUUACAACCUCACUGAUGAGUAA